Molecule: messenger RNA, 765 nt
Organism: Penicillium nucicola
Lineage: Eukaryota; Fungi; Ascomycota; Eurotiomycetes; Eurotiales; Aspergillaceae
Product: putative cell wall protein
Exons: 1
Coding region: 1-765 (254 amino acids)
Source: RefSeq, a predicted model, not a curated record
AUGGUCUCUUCCACUAUCAACUUCUCCGGCCUCAUGUGCCUCGUCCUGGCUCUCGCCCCCUCAACCGUCCUCUCUGCUCCUCAGAUCCCCGGACUCCCAGUCCCCGAUCUGUUCAACCAACCCGCUACUACCACUGACGAUGGUCACGGUAACAGCGAGUCCGGAGCUGGCAGCGGCGUCCACGUCGGCAUCCCCGGCGGUCCCUUUGUGAACGCCGGUGCCGGUUACCACGACAGCCACCGCGGUCCCUGUGGCCCAACUUCAGGUGACGACCACCACGCCGGUGCCGGCGUCGAUGUUGGCAUCCCCGGAGGUCCCUCCGUCAACGUCGGCAACGGCGAGUACAGCCACCAUGGCGGUUACCCAUGCCCUGAACCCCCAGUGGUUCCGGCUCCCGUUGCUCCUGCUCCUGUCGUCCCUGCUCCUGUUGUUCCCGCUCCGGCUCCUGUUGUCCCUGCUCCCGCCCCAGUCGUUCCGGUCAUGGCUCCCGCUCCCGCUCCUACUGCUCCCACCAGCAUUCCAGCUCCGGCCUUCCUCCCUCCCACCUUCACUACUCCCAUCUCUAUCCCCACUACCACACCCGCUCCUGUCUGGGCUCCCGCUGUCCCCAUCGUUCAGCACUCCACCCCGCUGAUCCCUCGCCCUGCUGCCUCUGCUUCUCCCGCAGCAUCCGCUAUGCCCGUCUACAACGGUGCUGCCUCCAUGGCGCCAGGCUCCUCCGUGCUAGCUGUGGCUCUUCCUCUCGUCCUCGCUUUCUUCUACUAG